AUGGCGCCGUCAAUUCCCCUCAACAGGCGUCACACGCUGAAUCUCGAAGACUACUUCGCUGGCCCGCGAAACAUGGACAAGCACUCCAAGUGGCCCCUGUUCAUGCAGAUGCACGGCAGCAUCUUGCCCAAGAUGAUUGUGCCUCUCAUCUGGAUGUCCGCCUGGAGUGCUUGCGUCACCUGCAUCUAUGAGGUAGCAAAGAAGAACAUCGCCGUCAACUCCAUCCUCCUGACGGUUUUGGGUUUCGUCGUCUCCACCGGUCUCAGCUUCCGCGGUUCCACAGCAUACGAGCGUUAUGCUGAAGGUCGUCGUUUCUUCGCGACCCUGGUUACCUCAUCACAGGCUCUUGGACGAAUCUUCUGGAUCCACGCCAAGGUCCUCCCUAACGUGGACGUCCGCAAGCAGAUGCUCUACAAGAUCAGCGCCAUGAACCUGGUUGUCGCUUAUGCUAUUUCCCUCAAGCACAGCUUGCGUUUUGAGCCUUACACCGCGUACCAGGAUAUAGAGCAUCUGGUCGGCCAUCUCGACACGUUUGCCAAGUCUGCCACCUCCACCAUGCCCCUCAAUGGCGGCGUUGGAAAGAAGAACUUCUUCAAGUCCAUUGGAGACUACCUCGGCCUCUCCUUUGCCGCUAGCAACCCUCGAAAGCAGCUCAAGAAGGCAGAGAAGCCCCUUGGAAACCUGCCCCUCGAAAUCCUCAACCACCUUGCUGUCACCAUUGACGACCUGGUUAGCAGAGGCCAGCUCCCUGUCCCCAUGCAGCAGACCUUGGCUUACAACAACCUUGCCGCCCUCAACGACGCCUACACCGGCUGCCAGCGUGUCUUGAACACACCUCUCCCCAUCGCUUACGGCAUUCUGUUCCAGCAGAUCACAUGGCUCUACGUCGUCUUACUCCCCUUCCAGAUGGUCGCUGUGCUCCACUGGAUCACCAUUCCCGCCACCACCGUCGCGUCUUACAUCAUUCUCGGCCUCCUCUUCAUUGGCCAGGAGAUUGAGAAUCCCUUUGGCCACGACGUCAACGAUCUUCCCCUCGACAGCUACUGCGAGCAGAUUGCUCUUGACAUGGACAUCAUCGCCUCGCACUCCAACUACAAGCCCGAGGACUUCUUCUUUAGCUCCGAGAACGUUCCCUUGUGGCCCGUCAGCGGUGCCGCCGCUGACACCUGGCUUCAGCGAAGCGAGUCUAAGCUGGCAGAGACCAUCAGGACCAAGCCCAACAAGACGUUUGAGUGGCGACGCUGGAGGGGCGAUAAGCUUGGUGACGAGGAGUCUGCCAAGAACGAUUAA
Molecule: messenger RNA, 1290 nt
Organism: Trichoderma harzianum CBS 226.95
Lineage: Eukaryota; Fungi; Ascomycota; Sordariomycetes; Hypocreales; Hypocreaceae
Exons: 1
Coding region: 1-1290 (429 amino acids)
Molecular function (GO): chloride channel activity
Source: RefSeq, a predicted model, not a curated record